Molecule: messenger RNA, 957 nt
Organism: Hemisphaericaspora subhashii
Lineage: Eukaryota; Fungi; Ascomycota; Pichiomycetes; Serinales; Debaryomycetaceae
Exons: 1
Coding region: 1-957 (318 amino acids)
Molecular function (GO): alkaline phosphatase activity; phosphoglycolate phosphatase activity
Source: RefSeq, a predicted model, not a curated record
AUGACAAUUAAGAGUAAACCAGUAUACAUUUCUUCUCGAGAAACCGCCGAGGUAAUCCUUGACAAAUAUGAUCAUUUCCUAUUUGAUUGUGAUGGAGUCAUUUGGUUAGAUGAAAAGUUAAUACCAGGAGUAGCUGCCUUCUUAGCCCGUCUUGUUGAAUUAAAUAAAACAUUCACAUUUGUGAGUAACAACUCAUCCAAAUCUAGGGACACGUAUGUCACGAAAUUUAAAAGGUUGGGUAUUCCAAACAUCGCCAAAGAACAAAUCUAUCCAACAUGUUAUUCAUCCGCAUUGGAAUUAAGAAAAUUGGGAAUAGAAAAGGGAUCAAAAGUUUGGAUAUUAGGUGAUCUGGGAAUUGAAGAGGAAGUCAGAGAGAUGGGAUAUAUCCCACUUGGGGGAACUGAUCCUCGUUUGGAUACUCCAUUUGAUCCGGAACACCCAUUAUUAAAGGUCGACCCCGAAGUCAAAGCCGUUGUGGUUGGAUCAACCAAGGAUUUCAACUAUAUGAGAAUCAGUCUGACUUUGCAAUAUCUUUUGUAUAACGACAAGUCAAUCCCAUUUAUUGGUGCAAAUAUUGAUAGGAGUUUCCCAGGCCCAGGAGGAAUGAUUUUACCAGCUGGUGGAAGUAUGGUUAACUAUAUGUCUUACACUUCUCAUAGAACAUUCAUAAAUGCUGGUAAACCAAGUAGAGAAUUUUUGGAUAUAAUUUUGGAAGAUUGUAACUUUGAAAGAUCAAAAACUUUAAUGGUUGGGGAUACAUUAUAUACAGAUAUUAAAUUUGGAAAUGACGGAAAAUUGGGUGACGGACAUGGAUCAUUAUUAGUUCUUUCAGGAGGCACGAAAUUUACUGAUUUGAAGAAGGUUAUUGACGAACCUCACUUGUUUGAAGAAGCUGAAACUUUGAUGCCGCUGUUUUAUACUGAAUCUUUAGGUGCAUUGAUAGAUUUGUUGGAAUAA